AGUGCGGGGAGUGGGGAAUUCCUCGCCAGGUUUGUGAUAUCACUGGCGGCUCCGCUGCGUCACCGAGGCGAUACGAGGCACUUGAUUAAGUUUUACAACACUUUCGGGACGCGAGAUUUGACGUUUCGGAGCAGCGUGUGUUUGGGGGAAAAAUAUUUCACUCGAGGAUCACUCGAUUGUCAAUUCGGACGAUAAGUUGUUUAACACUCGCGCGCGGGCGUGUUUUCAAUGCUCCGUUUCGUUGAGAACUCACCUCACCUGUCCUCUCUUCGCUGCACUUUUGUCGUAUUUCGUUGUCUACAAUACCCCACUCUUGUACACUUUUUGAAUAAACUAAAGUUUUUGUUGGUCUGUUGCUGCAGCAGACCUCAUUCUUUCUCUAUCGCUAUAAUACUAUACGCGCGCUACCACUAUGCGCAGGUUUUCGCUCGUAGGAGUAAAAUACCAAAGGUUACUCUUCGCAAACAAUCUAUAUAUAAAAUUGAUGCAAUCUCGAAUAUAUACACACGUUUCCUGUUUGUUUACAGCCUGAAACCGAAACACUUUUCUUUCUCAAUAUAGCUUUUUUCAAUUUCUGUAUAACACAAGCUUGAACAAUUUUAGAACAAAUUUUUUUUACAAUAUUGUAAUUGGAUUAAAAAAAUUCUAAACAAAUUCUCGCUUUUCAUUAAAUAAAAUACAAUUUUCGAGAAUAUAGUUUCAUAGCAUAGGUGCAACAACGCCGUAUAUAGAACGAAAAUUUCCCUGCAGAAUGUUUUUGUUUUGCUACUUUACACCGCGCGCACAUACAUGCCUAUAUACAUCUAUGUAACGUGUCCGUGCGUACUCAACCUUUUCUACUGAAUAAUAAACCGCGGUGUAUUUCUCCUAACCUAACCCGCUGUCAACAAUGACAUAACAGAACGUUUGCACUUGCGCCUAUAGACGCGCAUAUGCACUACACAUUCAUACAACUAGCGAAGCUCCAAGUGCGCCGAAACGGUUUUUGGCUGUUCACUCUCGUGGAUAUCGGUGACGAUUGAUUGGAAAAUUCAUGUGAUGUAACUCGUCGGGUGCGUGCAGUGUGUGUAUCUCUCUGUCUAUACGUCGGCACUGAGAGAUCUUGGUCGGUGAUCGAGAUAAUAAGCUAUGUUAUCGUUCUUUCGCAAGCUGUCGAUCGGUGGCAAAAUACGAGAUGGUUUGCUGCCUGAUAGCGUCAUGGGAACAGCCGAGGAUAUCGUGAGGGCCAAGAGUCAAAAUGAGCUGGUUUCCAAGGACGAGACGGAACUCAAAGAGUCUAUUUACGAUCUACUGCGAACGAUUAAAGAUCCGGAAAAACCCCAGACCCUAGAGCAGCUAGAUGUCGUUUACGAAGACUGCAUUGCAAUUCAAGAGGCUACACCUGGAGGUGUGACAGUCAUUCGAGUUGAGUUCAAUCCUACGGUGCCACAUUGCUCCUUAGCAACUCUCAUAGGACUCUGCAUCAGAGUUAAAUUGGAGAGACAUUUACUCGCACUCUUCAAGCUGGAUAUUUAUAUUAAGGAAGGUGCUCACUCUACUGAACAAGAAAUUAACAAACAGAUCAAUGACAAAGAGAGGAUUGCAGCAGCUAUGGAGAAUCCAAAUCUGAGAGAAUUGGUAGAAAAGUGUAUUCAAGAAGAGGAAUGAUGCAUCAUUGUUUGAUUUUUUUUUACAAGACUUGUACAUAAUUUUUAAUUGUUAUAUGAAGACUUUUAAGGUUUAAAGAGAUGGUUUUUGUACAUAUUAUCGAUCAAAUAUUUUAUAAUUAAAAAUUUCUAAAAUCAAUAA
Nasonia vitripennis (jewel wasp) is the source of this 1788-nucleotide messenger RNA. RefSeq names its product MIP18 family protein galla-1 (gene galla-1). The transcript has 3 exons. The record is from RefSeq and is a predicted model, not a curated record. The coding region runs from base 1129 to 1647 and encodes 172 amino acids. Lineage: Eukaryota; Metazoa; Arthropoda; Insecta; Hymenoptera; Pteromalidae.